AUUAUAUCCGUCAAGUUGUCAGCGCUUUUCGUUGUGAAAAGAGUGUUCUAUCACAUCUUUUUCGAUUUUGUGCCCAUCGAUAAAAAAAGAUUUUUUUGGAUUAAAACUGCGGAAAAAUGGCAUGCACUGCUCAUAAAACUCCACUUCUACGAACAGUUGCUGCUCGUGGAUAUGCUGCCCAAGCUGGUGCUAAGGUCGCCUCAAAGAAGAAUUACGAGGUUGAAACGACAACUUUACCAAAUAAGCUAGUUGUUGCAUCCGUUGAAUCCAACUCACCAAUUUCGCGUGUAUCAGUUCUCUUUCGUGCUGGCUCACGUAAUGAAAAUUACGAUAAUCUUGGCGCAACCCAUUUGCUUCGAGUUACAGCUGGGCUAUCCACUAGCAAUUCCAGUGGGUUCUCUUUAACCCGAAACAUUCAGCAAGUUGGCGGAAAUCUGUCUGUCACUUCUGACCGUGAAACCAUUGAAUACAACGUUGAAUUGACAAGAGAUAAGCUCGACACUGGUCUCAAAUAUUUGAACGAUGUGUCAAGCCACACAAUUUUCAAGCCGUGGGAAAUCUCCGACAAUUUAUAUCGUGUCAAAGAAGACUUAGCUAGAGUGACACCACAAGUCCGUGCCGUUGAUCUAUUACAUCGGGCUGCAUUCCGAUCUGGAUUGGGAAAUUCAAUUUUCUGUGCUAAACAUCAUAUCGGCAAAAUUUCACCGGAAACAUUGCAACAUUACGUAGCAUCAAACUACACAACUAACCGGGCUGCUGUUGUUGGUGUGGGCGUCGACCAUCAGUUAUUGGUUGGAUACGCUAAGAAUUUGGGUGUUGAUUCUGGCGCUGGAAAUCAAAAUGCUUCCAAAUAUUACGGAGGCGAUUUGCGCGUAGACAAGUCAGGCGAUUUAGCUCAUGUUGCUGUUGGUACCCAGGGAGCUGGUUGGGCUAAUCCAAAGGAAGCUUUAGCAUUUGCAGUUUUGCAACAAGUAGCUGGAACAGGACCAGCAACUAAGCGUGGCAAUUAUGGUGGCGCUUUGGGAAAACUCGUUUCGUCCGCUUUGGGAGACAAGCCAUUCGGAUUCACCGCAUUGAAUGCUUCGUAUUCGGACGAUGGAUUGUUCGGUUUCGUUUUAACAGCUGAUGGUCGCGAUAUCGGAAAGGCUAUUGAAGCUGCCGUUAAGGCAUUGAAACAAGGCUCAGUAUCGAAUUCUGAUGUGACCAGGGCUAAAGAACAACUGAGAUCAGCUUAUCUAUCGGUAUACGACACAGAUAGUGGCAUUCUAUCCGACCUUGGUCAACAAGCUUUGCUAGCAGGAAGCGUCACAAGUCCAUCCGGUGUGAUUUCACUACUCGAUUCCAUCACAUCAAGCGAUGUUAACGCGGCCGCUAAGAAAGUUGCAUCAGGCAAUUGGUCUGUCGGAGCAGUGGGAUAUCUGGCAAAUGUACCAUACGCCAAUCAGCUGUAAAUGUUUUGUUUCUUUAAAUUAAAUUUAAUUAUAAACUACCAUCGAUCGAUAAAUGCAACAUAACUUGGAAGUGUAUGACGACGAGGCGCUGGUAUGGUUUUUUUAUGCGUUUUUGAAUUAAUUGAUUUAAAAAAAAAAUCUGUAGAGAAAAUGAAACGUUCAAUAAAUUACACCAGUCGUACAUUGUGUAAAUU
Molecule: messenger RNA, 1645 nt
Organism: Bradysia coprophila
Lineage: Eukaryota; Metazoa; Arthropoda; Insecta; Diptera; Sciaridae
Gene: UQCR-C2
Product: Ubiquinol-cytochrome c reductase core protein 2
Cellular component (GO): mitochondrion
Molecular function (GO): metal ion binding
Source: RefSeq, a predicted model, not a curated record